Ostrea edulis (European flat oyster) is the source of this 1587-nucleotide messenger RNA. RefSeq names its product cytochrome P450 2U1-like. The coding region runs from base 675 to 1532 and encodes 285 amino acids. Gene Ontology annotation, molecular function: oxidoreductase activity, acting on paired donors, with incorporation or reduction of molecular oxygen; heme binding; iron ion binding. Lineage: Eukaryota; Metazoa; Mollusca; Bivalvia; Ostreida; Ostreidae. The transcript has 8 exons. The record is from RefSeq and is a predicted model, not a curated record.
GUACGAGAAUCCAUAUUUUGCUAUUGUUAAAGAAAAACAACAACAUGGAAGUGACGAUGUCUACGCUGCUAUACGAAAUUGAUUUCACGACGAUUUUAGUAUUCGUCGCAAUAUUUAUCAUAACCAACAACAUCGUGACAAAUCUUAGAAGACCUUUGCCGGGACCUUGGGCGUGGCCACUGGUGGGAAACCUCCCAAACUUAUUGGGCUACAAAAAGAGCUUGAUCCACCGCUUCACUUGCGAAAAAAGUAUGGAAAUAUCAUGGGCUUAAAAUUAGGGCCGAUGGAUUUGAUUUACAUUUGUGGAUACAGAAAUCUGUCAGAGGUUUUCCAUAAGAAAACGGAGUUCACUAAAUAUCGUCCAAACUGGUUGUAUGUAGCAACUCGGAUGACGGACAGAACAGGUAUCAUAUGGAGCAAUGGUGAUCUGAAUCAUCACAUCAGAAAGUUCUCACUCAGCGCACUGAGAGAUUUUGGAUUAGGAAAAACCUCUCUUGAAGAUAGAAUUCCUAGAAGAGACACACGUCCUGUCCGACAGUUUGGCGAAAAGUAAAGGAUCGCCAGUUGCCUUAGACACAUUACUCCCUAAAGCGGUGUCGAAUAUAAUAUCGAGUAUAGUGUUUGGAUCCAGAUUUGACUAUGAUGAUGAAGAUUUUAAAGGCCUUCUACACAAGAUGGAUUAUAUUAUACACAAUACAAACUACAAAUUGGUGGAGAACUACUUUCCAUUCCUUGAAAAUAUUUUACCAAAUUCAAAGGUCCGAAAAAUUCUUCAAAAACGAAGCGAAUUUCAAGACUACAUCAGAAAGCAGAUAGCACAGCAUAAGGAAUCGUUCGACCGUGGAAGCAUUCGCGACUUUAUUGACCUGUUCAUAGAUCAGGAAUCGAACGAAUCGGAGGAUGCUCUGACAGAUACGGACCUAUUCCAGACGAUAUUCGAUUUGUAUGUAGCUGGAUCUGAGACCACUGCUACUUCACUUAUGUGGAUCUUUUUGUUCAUGAUUAAGUACCCUGAAGUACAGACAAGAUGCAGGGAGGAUAUCAAAAAGGUUACCGGAAACAGACAGGUCACAUUAAAAGAUAGAGACAAACUUCCCUAUAUAGUGGCGACUGUGAAUGAGAUCCAGCGACUGAAAAUUAUCGCUCCAAUGGCUGUCCCGAGAACCGCAAUGGAGGAUAUACAGAUAGAUGGCAUAACGAUACCAAAACGUUGUACAAUGGUGGAAGUUCUCAUAUCGGCGCAUUACGACACUGAUUACUGGGUAAACCCCGAGGAGUUCCACCCAGAGAGAUUCCUUGAUGAGAGCAACUCCAUCAUUCGUCAUGAAGCCUUCAUUCCCUUUGGUUUGGGUAAACGAGUGUGUCUUGGUAAGCAGUUAGCAGAGACGGAGAUGUUCCUAUUUUUUGCAACACUUCUACAGAGAUUCCGAUUUGAGAACGCUCAGCCCGAAGUUCCUCUGGAUAUGGAUGGAAUUAGUCCAGGCGUGACGUACUCACCGAGUCCAUACAAAGUCUUGCUGCUGGAAAAUUAAAGAAUACUCAGUUGGAUUUAAUGUAUAUUAUGGUUAAUAAACAAAUACAUUCAUA